Molecule: messenger RNA, 805 nt
Organism: Gadus chalcogrammus (walleye pollock)
Lineage: Eukaryota; Metazoa; Chordata; Actinopteri; Gadiformes; Gadidae
Product: ATPase MORC2A-like
Exons: 6
Coding region: 1-582 (193 amino acids)
Cellular component (GO): nucleus
Source: RefSeq, a predicted model, not a curated record
AUGCUAGACUUGGCGAGUAGGUCGAACUUUUACUUUGAAGGUACGAAGCGGACCCCAGAGGAAAGGAAAACAUCAGAGACGGGCAGCCGGGGUCUGUCCCUGUUCUACGCUGAGGUCCGCCGGGACCCCCAGGGCCGGCUGGAGGGCAUCGAGGUCCAGCGGCUGAAGGACAAACUGGGGACCCGCCAGAUGCCCACCGGAGCUGCUGCUGGACGGCCUGCCAGCGCACCGGACAAGGGCAUGCAGGUGGAGGUGCGGGUGAACAUGGAGUGGUUCACGGGGAAGGUGGUGGCAGUGGAGGUGAACAAGAAGAGCGUCCGCUGGAAGGUCAAGUUCGACUACGUCCCGAGAUCCACGCCCAAAGACCGCUGGGUGUUUAAGGGGGGGGAGGACGUGCGGUUAAUGCGGCCGGCGUCGCCCGUCUCCCAGACGCCCGACACCCAGCAGGAGGCGGAGAAGGGCCCCGCCCGCAUGGAGCCCGACACCACCCAGCCGGGGACCAGCCGCGAGGUCACCGGCAGCAUGGUCUCCAUGAUGAGGACUUCUUCCCUCCUGAUUUCCGGAUCCCUAAGGACGAUGUGAACGGUAUGACGGCGGAGGAGCUGGUGGCGUUCCCUCUGGACAUCGACAUCAACACAGACGAUGAGCUGGACGCCUACAUAGAGGACCUGCUCAACAGGGGAGACUGAGACCGCCGCCCCCUAAAGACUCUAGCUUUGGUUCUCCUGAGGGCCCUCAGCCCCCCAGAGAGGGGCCCUCACCCCCACCAGAGAGGGGCCCUCAGCCCCCCAGAGAGGGGCCCUCA